Messenger RNA from Clunio marinus, 198 nucleotides. The record is from the annotation of a GenBank genome assembly. NCBI's taxonomy places the organism in Eukaryota, Metazoa, Arthropoda, Insecta, Diptera, Chironomidae.
AUGUAUCUUUUAUGGGUGAAAGCAUUACUUUUCGAGUAUCGGCUCCAAAGAGGGUUUUCGGAUAGUGAAACGAACGAAACGAAUGAUAUUGUUCUACCUUUCGCAAUUUUUGAAGAUAUUCAUCGAGGGAGAGAGACCGAAAGACAGAAACAAAAGACGCCCGCCCAAGCCCUUUCAUUUCUUACCCAAAAGCUUUAA